This is a messenger RNA of Heterocephalus glaber (naked mole-rat), 7591 nucleotides long. The record is from RefSeq and is a predicted model, not a curated record. NCBI's taxonomy places the organism in Eukaryota, Metazoa, Chordata, Mammalia, Rodentia, Bathyergidae.
AAUACAAUAAGGUGAGUGUUAUGGUUUGGGCCGAGAUGUCCCCCAAAGCCUCAUGAGGUCUUGAUCUAGAGUACGUGAACCUGGAAUUGAUUCAUGAUGCAACGUCAGGCUCAAGGGCACUAGGAUUAGGGGGUGAGUGUUGCCUGCCCCAAGUAGCCUGAAUAAGAUAAAAGGGGCAGAAAGAUGCUGGUAACCCCCUUGUUGCCUUUGCUACGUUGUGUGUGUCAUGUUGUUUUUCCUCUGUGAGGCCUGUUUAUCAUCCUUGUCUUGGAGUCGGCUGAUUAUGGACUGAAACCUCUACGAAUUGUAAGCGAAAUAAACCCCUUCCCCUCUAACUUUGGGUGUCGGGUAUUUGUCUCAGCAACAAAAGAAAAGUAACUAACACAGAAACUUGGUACCAGAGAAGUGAGGUCGUUGCUGUGAUGCUACCUGACCAGGUGGCUCAAAGACCUUUGGAAGUGGCUUGUGGGAAGGGGAAGAGUUAGGAAGGAUUGGGCGGUGUUGACCACAGAAGUAGCACUAGAGCACCUUCAACUGUUCUGUAUGGAAAUUCUGGUCAGAGCCCAGAAGACCAGCAGGCUGGUAAAGACCGGGCUCUGGAAGUUUCAGCUAGGAAGAGGGACUGCCUUGGCUGCUGGACUCCAGGUGUGUUAUGGCUUGGCAGAAAGUUUGUCUGCAUUUGGUUCGAGUCCAGAGACUUUGCCUGAGACUGAGAUUAGGGGCAGUGUACUAAUUAAUCUUGCAGAAGAAAUUUCCAAGCAGUCGAAUAUUGAGGCUGUAUCAUGGCUACUGUUGGGGGCUUUUAGCCAGAUCUAUGUUGAGAAUCCAGAGCAAAAGGCCCAGAAGAAUGAUUUAAAAUGUUCUGAGUUUGGGACCUUGCACUUGCAAGGCAGGCGGUGGCACCACUGAGCCAAAUACCCGACAAGAAUGCAUCUUUAUGGUGCUAAUUGAUCAUGGAAAUAAUCUGGUAAUGGACUAGGAUGUUUAUAAUGAAGCCAUAUGUUUAUCUGGAUUUAAAAUUUUUAAGCAAUCAUUUACUAUGUCAUUCUGCUUUACCUUGAAGAACUGUAGACUUAUUUCUGUUAUACAAAUCAGUAAGAUCUUAUUUAUAGCAAGAAAUACUCCAUUGAAAUGUUGUGCUGUAAUGUGGGGCAAUGUAAAUGUUUUUCAUGGUUUCUAUCAAUGUGAAAUAAAAUAUAAUUCUGAAAAAAAAGUUCUGAGUUUGGCCGGAAAGGAAGCUCCAGUAAAGCUGUGGACUGCAGAGAUGGAGCAGAGGACAUCUUGACUGCUGAGAAGGAACAGGAGAAUAGAAAAGGUGGCCUGAGAGAAUCACAAGAAAAAGGAUUCCACCUUCUGCAACCUCAAAAUUGCAAAAGUGAAGGACUUUGCUUUGAGAAGGAAGCCCCAGAGCACCAUGUUCCAGAAUGGCAGCGGACUGGGGAAGAUGUACCAAAAUGGUGGCAGCCUAGAGAAUUUGUUCCUUGGGAUUGGGUUCAGAGUGUUUGGCGAUCCAGGCGCUCAACCCCAGGCACUCCAGCCAAGAGAGAAGGAAGCCUGGCUACAGCCCAGGUGGCAGCAGACCCUGGCAUCACCCACAUGAUGCUGGUUUUAGGUGCCUGCGGAAUGCAAAAAGAUUUCAGAAGAAGGCCUGGGAGGCCAGGCAGGGUACCCCUGAGAGGGCAAUGUGUGAAGCUGUGAGUGUGAAGCUGAAGGUGUAGUGGAGACCCCAGAAGUUUGGAGAAGCCAGGAGUGUGGAUUGCCUAAGAAAAACUGCAAAGAAGGAGCAGAGCUGGCCCCAGAGAGAAGCUAUGGGAGCUACAACCACCAGAAGUGCUGUAGGGACGGAGCCACCAAGCCCUUUGGCGUUCACAACUUGCCGCAGAUUGCCUUGGAUGCUGGAAGUGGCACUGUGGGAUGCUGGAUGUUUGGCCUGCUGGAUUUUGGACUUGCCUUGGUCCCUUUUCUUUGUAUCCCUGUGUUUGUACUUUUUGGAAUGGUGAUGUUUAUCUUGUGCCAUUGAGUAUUGGAAAUGUUUAACUUGUUUUUGUUUGUACAGGGGCUUGCAGCUAAGAGUUUGCCUUAAACCUCAGAGGAGACUUUGGACUUGGGACUUUCAGCAACACUGAAACUGUUAGGACAUUGGCAACUCUUAGAGACGGACUAAAUGGCUUCUGCCUAACGGGAUACAAUCACAGAUCGUGCAUGGGCUGGCUCUGGUCACAGGCUGUGCAGUAUCCUGUCACUUCUGGGAGUGAGGAGCAGCGGAUCAUCUCAUUCCCCUCCGUGAACAGGAGGACGUGGCCUGGAGCAUGUGGUGUGUCCUGCGAUGCUGCAGGCCCGGGCGCCUGGGCUCACGGACAGCCCUGGCCUCUGCUGCCCUGGGGAGCCGCGCUCUGGCCCGCGCUGGCUGCAGCGGUGGGGACUCCGAGUACAGCUACGUGGUGGUGGGCGCGGGCUCGGCGGGCUGCGCGCUGGCCAGCCGGCUCUCCGAGGACCCGGCCGAGCGGGUGCUGCUGCUGGAGGCCGGGCCCAAGGACCUCCGUGCGGGGAGCAAGCGCCUCCUGUGGAAGAUCCACAUGCCCGCGGCCCUGGUUGCCAACCUGUGCGACGACAGGUACAAUUGGUGCUACCACACGGAGCCGCAGCAGGGCCUGGACGGCCGCGUGCUGUACUGGCCGCGGGGGCGCGUGUGGGGCGGCUCGUCGUCGCUGAACGCCAUGGUGUACGUGCGCGGGCACCCCGAGGACUACGAGCGCUGGGAGCGCCAGGGCGCGCGGGGCUGGGGCUACGGGCAAUGCCUGCCCUACUUCCGCCGCGCGCAGGCGCACGAGCUGGGCCCCGGCCGGUACCGCGGCGGCGAUGGCCCUCUGCGCGUGUCCCGGGGCAAGAGCCGCAACCCGCUGCACCAGGCCUUCCUGAGCGCUGCGCAGCAGGCCGGCUACCCGCGCACCGAGGACAUGAACGGCUUCCAACAGGAGGGCUUCGGCUGGAUGGACAUGACCAUCUAUGGAGGCAAGCGCUGGAGCUCGGCCUGUGCUUACCUGCACCCAGCACUGAGCCGCCCCAACCUCAGGGCUGAGGCGCGGACCCUGGUGAGCAGGGUAUUGUUCCAGGGCACCCGAGCAGUGGGCGUGGAGUACCUCAAGAGUGGCCGGAACCACAGGGUUUAUGCCAGCAAGGAGGUGAUCCUGAGUGGGGGUGCCAUCAACUCCCCGCAGCUGCUCAUGCUCUCAGGUGUCGGGAACGCAGAUGAUCUCAAGAAACUGGGCAUCCCCGUGGUGUGCCACCUGCCUGGAGUUGGCCAGAACCUGCAGGACCACCUGGAGGUGUACAUUCAGCAGGCGUGCACCCACCCGAUCACCCUCCACUCUGCCCAGAAGCCCUUGCGGAAGCUCUGCAUCGGUCUGGAGUGGCUCUGGAGAUUCACAGGGGACGGAGCCACUGCCCACCUGGAAACAGGCGGGUUCAUCCGCAGCCAGCCCGGGGUCCCCCACCCCGACAUCCAGUUCCAUUUCCUGCCUUCCCAAGUCAUUGACCACGGGCGGGUCCCCACCCAGCAGGAGGCUUACCAGGUGCAUGUGGGGACCAUGCGGGCCACCAGUGUGGGCUGGCUCAAACUGAGAAGCGCCAGCCCGAAGGACCACCCUGUGAUCCAGCCCAACUACUUGUCAACAGAUACCGAUAUCAAGGACUUCCGUCAGUGUGUAAAGCUGUCCAGAGAAAUCUUUGCGCAGGAAGCCCUGGCUCCCUUCCGGGGCAAGGAGCUCCAGCCGGGAAGCCAUGUGCAGUCAGACAAGGAGAUAGACGCCUUUGUGCGGGCAAAAGUCGACAGUGCCUACCACCCCUCGUGCACCUGUAAGAUGGGCCAGCCCGCGGAUCCCAUGGCCGUGGUGGACCCCGAGACCAGGGUCCUGGGGGUGGAGAGCCUCAGGGUUGUGGACGCCUCCAUCAUGCCCAGCAUGGUCAGCGGCAACCUGAACGCUCCCACCAUCAUGAUCGCAGAGAAGGCAGCUGACAUGAUUAAGGGGCUGCCUGCACUCUGGGACAAGGACGUUCCUUUCUACAAGCCCAAGACGCUGGCCACCCAGCGCUGAUGCAGCCACUGCCUGAGGACAAUCAGAGAAGCCCCUGGCGAGCCAAGAAGACUGACCGACACGGACCUUGCUCCAAGUGCUCUCUCCUGAACUGUCCAGGCCGCUGGGACCCCGAUGGCCCCACUCAGUGGCCGAGGACUGGAAAGGAUCUUAGGGUGUGUGACCAGAGCUAGUCAGCGAGUCACGUUCUUUUUCUCCAGUGUUUCCUGUGGUCCCUGUGGGGGAGGCCAGCAUUCAGGCCAGGCCCCUCCUCCCUGCCUCCUUCAGGGGACAGAGCUGGGGGCCCGUAGAGGCAGAAGGUUCACUUAGGCCGCGUCCUUUCUCAUCUCCACGUGGCCUGCUUCAGCCCAGGGUCCUGCUGCCUCCUGGGAGUGGUUCUCUGCCAGGCCCUCUCGGGAGGGGCUCUGCACAGCGGCUGUGUGGCUGCCAGGUGCAAGCUGAGCUCCCUGAGCAGCCCAGCAUUGCGCUGGUCAGCUCAGCCCUGGCUUCCGUUUCUCGCCAUCCUCACUUCACACUCAGGCUCGCUGGGUGACGGAGGGGCUUACUGCCCCACGCUGGUGCUCUGCUUCUUAAGAAAUACGGUCUCAAUAGAGGCUUUCUUGACCUUGUUCAAGCAGAGAAGGCCACUUGCGCCUCGUUACCAAAGCUUUCACGAUUUAACAUUUUAGAAGAUCUUCCUGUUACCAGGAAACACAGAAGCCUUGAGCCAGCCCCUCGUAGUAGGGCACCGCGUCAGCUUCAUCCGGAAGCAGCGGUCCUGAGAGAACCUCUCGGGCCCUGGGAAGCGGCCCAGGAGAUGGAGCUGCCCCAUACAGACAGGGCUGCUGGAUUCUUAUUCUCUACACACCCGUGGGAACAGAUGAAAAUGGUGCCGAGAGAGCUGGAAAAGCAGUUAAGUACAACUGGUGAAAGAAAACUAAUGGAGAAGACUGGAGUUUUCAGGAGAACAAAAGCAGAUACAAGUACCAUUUACAGCAGCUUUUUGAUCUUUAAAUUCCUUGUAACUCAGUCCUGUAAUCCAGUAACUUGUUAACCGAGGUGCCUCAUCCAGACUGUUUUUACCAGGGAACAACUCCUAAUGCAUUGUGGAUUGAUUUUUCUCAAGAUAUCCAAAGCCACCACCUGUAGCAGGGAAGAAAACAGUUGCUAUCUGGAAACCUGCCGCACUGAGCCCAGAAUAAGGAGAAAAACUUGGGAGUUUCUGGGAAAAAAACCUUCCAGAAAGGUAGAAAGAGGAAAACUAUCACACUUCUUUUUCUUUUCUUCCUUUUCUUCCCCACUAAGUUGCCCAGGCUGGCCUCGAACUCGCGUCUUGAAUAGGUGAGCUGACAAGUGUGUAUCACCAUGCCUGACUUCUUUCUUUUCAAACUUCAGGCAGCUCUUGUUUAAUCUUACCUAUAUCUUACUGGGUUUCUUGUUCUAAGAGAGGGUCAGAAAAGACAUUUUUAAGUCUACCAAGAGGUUUCUCCCAGGGAGUCUCCUGUCCCGCCAUCCACGGCCACCCAUCCCCUGGGUCCUGCAGGCGAUGCAGGAAUGGCCCUGCUAGCCAUAGUCUUGUGGGGAGUCGGAUAAACUUUUUAGCUCAACUCCUUGGCAAAAAGCCUGUAAUACCUAAAAAGUGGAAGCCAGUGUUUUGCAAAAACAUAGUUGAAAGGGCCUAACAGAAAGCAGUACAUACGCACAGAGCCCCAAAGAGUCCUGUCCCAGAAAGGAACCCUGCUCUUACGCCACUAGAGGUUCCCAACAGUAAGAGACAGCCCACAGAGGGGAGCAGGACCAUCUCCCAGCACAACCAGAAAUGGCGAGUCUAGAAGUGGGAGGCUGUGUCCUAAGGUACAGCCCUUCCACUUCCAGGGCAGGCUGUGGCAGUAGUUUUCAUAAAUUCAAAUAGAUUCUUUGCUCCACCCAAACCACAUCCUGCUCCCCAAAGGCUUUUUCAUAUUUCCAUUGAUAAACUCACAUGACAUCAGAUCUGUCACACAGAUUUCUUUCUUUUAAAAGUCAGAAGGAAGUAAGCCCCCCCUCUUCCCAAGCCCUGGCUGCAACACAGGUGGCCCUGCUGGCUCCUUCCUCCAGUGCCCCACCUCCAUGAUGUCUUCAGAUCACCCUCCAGGCUGUUCUGAUGUUGGAAGCUGGGCCCAGGUCUGCUCCUCACUCUCCACUGCCCUCCCAGCUCCCCAGAGAGGAGGAGAAAUGACUUCCCAACAAAUGAAAGCAUAGCCGGAGUCCGCUUUUGAGGUGGAGUGGCAGCAGGGGAGUUGGGGCUUGGUGCAACACGUCAGCUGUGUGGCUAACCCGUUUUUACAAGUAAGUCAGCUGUCCAUCCUAAAAAUAAAAUCCUGUGGAAAAGGUGGUCACACGGACACUUUAGCCUGUAAAAACUACAUCAUGUGGGCCGGGGAUUUAGCUCAGUGGUUUUGCUGCCUGCUGCGCAAGCACAAGGACCCGAGUUCGAUCCCCGGUACCACAAAAUGAAAAAACAAACCUACAUCAUGUGAGACAAACCAUUCUGGCCUCUUUCAAGAGUGGAGUCACAGUUGGGUGGGUGGUACCUCCAGCUGCCAUCUUCCCAGGCAGGUAGCACCCACACCAGGUGCCCAGAGGCUUCUGCUGCCCUCCUGGACCCCCACCCCCACCCCAGCCUUUGCUGGUGCCGCAUACACUAGAGCUGGGAUAUGCCAUUUGGCUAAGCAGAUGCCCACACCCUGAGUAGAGUAGGUGGCUCUUUUUGGUACCAGGAAUCAAACUCAGGACCUUGCACUUGCCAGGCAGGUGCGGUGCCACUGAGCUAAAUCCCUGGCCCAUAGAGUCUGUUAACUACGUCCUCACUGUUCACUGACAGUUAAAUCACAGUAGGCAUUUUUACUUUGUUAUUCAUAAAGACACAAAUUAUUCUAUUCUUAGGGACACAGGGAGAGAAGAUAAACAAAAAAAUAGAGAUGUUUAAUCCUGAAACUUUCCUAAAAGAAAGGGAAAAGAACCAUGCUCUACAACUUCAAAUUUUUCUUACAAAGAGAAAUUUAAUAUUAGACGAGAGGCUGAACCAGGCUUCAAGCAGACAGACGCUGGGAAAUGGUGCAGCCUGUGAAACACCAGUGUUCAUGGACUGGGGAAGAGACCAUCGCCUGUUCUAGAACACACCGUCCCGGGGUGGCAGUUUCAGCUGCCGAUGUCCAGCCACAGUCAGACCAACGCCCAGCAGACACAGAGUCCAAGAGAAUGUCGACAGUGUUUAGCCCUUUAGGAGAGGAGGUGCCCUCUGCAGCUGGUAUUAAGUCACCUCUGGCAUGCAAGGAGCCCGAGCCCGAGGCUGAGGAAAAGCUACCUGAUUCUAGAGCUGCCCUGGAGAGCCCGCUCCCCGCUCCUCGGAAGCUCUCACUGGCAAAGCCAGCCCUUUGCAAGGGAAGCUCCCAGAUACAAUGAAGUUACACAGUUUCGUUCUGAAGAACAUUUUGCAUUUUAAUAAAAAAAGCUUUAUGUCAGGAAAGAGUCAUUUA